AUGUAUGACCUGCCGAGGCCUUUAAUUGUGACCGCCGAGAUCGUGAAGCAAAUCCUAUCUUUUUGCUACCACCACCUCUACAGAAGGUCAAUUCCUCAAGAGCAGAAGCCGAGGUUCCGGUCUCCCCAAGGGGCUGGUCCUCAAGGCACGGUAACUCGGGCUUUGCAUGUCCCAGCCGAAGCUGGGAAGGAAAGCCCGAGGACUUUCCAUGUCCCAGCCGCAGCUGGGAAGGAAAGCCCGUGGGCCUUCCAUGUCCCAGCCGAAGCCGGGAAGGAAAGCCCCCCAUGGACCUUCCAUGUCCCAGCCGCAGCCGGGAAGGAAAGCCCCCCAUGGGCCUUCCAUGUCCCAGCUGAAGCUGGGAAGGAAAGCCCGAGGACUUUCCAUGUCCCAGCCGCAGCUGGGAAGGAAAGCCCGUGGGCCUUCCAUGUCCCAGCCGAAGCUGGGAAGGAAAGCCCCCCAUGGGCCUUCCAUGUCCCAGCCGCAGCUGGGAAGGAAAGCCCGUGGGCCUUCCAUGUCCCAGCCGCAGCCGGGAAGGAAAGCCCCCCAUGGGCCUUCCAUGUCCCAGCCGAAGCUGGGAAGGAAAGCCCCCCAUGGGCCUUCCAUGUCCCAGCCGAAGCUGGGAAGGAAAGCCCGUGGGCCUUCCAUGUCCCAGCCGAAGCUGGGAAGGAAAGCCCGUGGGCCUUCCAUGUCCCAGCCGAAGCCGGGAAGGAAAGCCCGUGGGCCUUCCAUGUCCCAGCCGCAGCUGGGAAGGAAAGCCCGUGGGCCUUCCAUGUCCCAGCCGCAGCUGGGAAGGAAAGCCCGUGGGCCUUCCAUGUCCCAGCCGCAGCUGGGAAGGAAAGCCCGUGGGCCUUCCAUGUCCCAGCCGAAGCCGGGAAGGAAAGCCCGUGA
Molecule: messenger RNA, 888 nt
Organism: Bursaphelenchus xylophilus (pine wood nematode)
Lineage: Eukaryota; Metazoa; Nematoda; Chromadorea; Rhabditida; Aphelenchoididae
Source: the annotation of a GenBank genome assembly